Messenger RNA from Stegostoma tigrinum, 871 nucleotides. It is a transcript of the gene cmc4, whose product is annotated as C-x(9)-C motif containing 4 homolog (S. cerevisiae). Lineage: Eukaryota; Metazoa; Chordata; Chondrichthyes; Orectolobiformes; Stegostomatidae. Gene Ontology annotation, cellular component: mitochondrial intermembrane space. The record is from RefSeq and is a predicted model, not a curated record. The transcript has 3 exons. Bases 459 to 662 code for a protein of 67 amino acids.
AUACACAGUCCCAUCACUUCCUCCUUUUCCGUGGACAAGGCGUGAUUUAAACAGACGAGGAACGCAUCCGAGUCCAGAUGAACCCCACACACCGCCAUGUCCGCUCAACGGUCGGGAGUGAAACCUAAAACCCGAUUUAACCGAACCGGAUCCUCUCCCCUUCCCGACAAAAACAGGGACAACAACCGGCGCCGGGCGACAAGCGCACGCGUCGCAACUAGGUUCCGGAAAAUUCUCCGAGUUAAAAUUGUGGCAGUGGCAGAGAGAGAGAAAAUAAAAUUACGAGUGAUAAAAGCAGUUUUAAAAUUUCGGGCAGAGGGAACUCGCAACGUGGGUAUCGAUUGUAACAGCGCAACGCUGACAAUGUCAAUAUUUAAUUUUCAUCAGUUCGUUGGCAGCUGAACCCGAGCAGUUUAGGAGGUGACACCGGCUCUCCUUUUCAGGACAGGAACAUUGCUAUGUCAACUAAGGACCCUUGUCAGAAACAGGCCUGUGAAAUACAGAAGUGCUUACAAGCUCACCAUUAUCAAGAAAGCAGAUGCCAGCAUGUAAUUGAAGAAAUGCACAAGUGCUGUAAGACAUAUGCAAAAAUAUCUGUUUGUUGUUCAGGGUUUUUGAAAGAAGAAGAGAAAAAAAGCUUACAGAUAUACAAUUGUCAGUGAAUACAAACCCUUUGGUUAUACCUUACUUUUAAAGAUUGCCAAAGUACUGCAUCAGACCUUGAUUCUGGCUGUAUCACUAUUAACCAUGAGGAUUUGGAAAGAGGAUAUAACAAACACAGUGAGGUCCUUAAAUCUACUCUCGGGCAAAUGUUAAAUCUGAAGAAUACAGAAUGGCACAAAUGUGAAUUAAAUAACAUACUAUAAUUUUA